AUGGUUUGCCACACCCUAUGCUGUGGUUUCAGCACAGGGCACCAGCCCUGGCCAAUUCUGAGUAAAUGUGCAAUAUUUUACCUCAAUGGUGCUGAAGGAAAGCAGAAGUCAGUGUCAAGGAAGAAAUGUGCUGCCUGCAAGAUUGUGGUUCACACACCCUGCAUUGAGCUUCUGGAGAAAAUAAGUUUUAGAUGUAAACCAACAUUCCGGGAGUCUGGGUCACGUAACAUUAGAGAGCCCACGUUUGUACGGCACCACUGGGUUCAUCGGAGACGGCAAGAGGGGAAGUGCAAGCAGUGUGGUAAGGGUUUUCAGCAGAAGUUUACUUUUCACAGUAAGGAGAUUGUUGCGAUCAGCUGCUCCUGGUGUAAACAGGCAUAUCACAACAAGGUGACCUGCUUCAUGCUACAACAGAUUGAGGAGCCGUGUACGCUGGGCGCUCAUGCUGCUGUCAUUGUUCCCCCAACAUGGAUCAUACGGGUCAGACGAGCACAGAACUCACUGAAGUCAAGUAAAAAGAAAAAACGGACAUCGUUUAAGAGGAAAUCUAGCAAGAAAGGAGCCGAGGAAGGAAGAUGGAGGCCCUUUAUCAUAAAGCCCAUCCCAUCCUCUCUGAUGAAACCGUUGUUGGUGUUUGUCAAUCCCAAAAGUGGUGGAAAUCAGGGAGCCAAGAUUAUCCAGUCGUUCAUGUGGUAUCUGAACCCAAGACAAGUGUUCGAUAUGUGUCAAGGAGGUCCCAAGGAGGCGUUAGAGCUCUACCGGAAAGUCCAGAACUUACGGAUCCUGGCCUGUGGAGGUGAUGGCACUGUGGGAUGGAUUCUGUCCAUUUUGGAUCAACUACAGCUGAACCCCCAGCCUCCUGUGGCGGUGCUUCCUCUGGGAACAGGAAAUGAUCUCGCGAGGACCCUGAACUGGGGUGGGGGAUACACGGACGAGCCUGUUUCCAAGAUCCUGUCUCACGUGGAAGAUGGCAACAUUGUGCAGCUGGAUCGGUGGAACCUGUAUGUGGAGAGAAAUGCGAGCGCGGUUCCUGACGAACGCGAUGAAACAGCUGCAGAGAAGCUCCCCCUCGAUGUCUUCAACAACUACUUCAGCCUUGGAUUUGAUGCCCAUGUGACUCUGGAGUUUCAUGAGUCCCGAGAGGCCAAGCCUGAGAAAUUUAACAGUCGCUUUAGAAACAAAAUGUUCUACGCUGGGACGGCAUUUUCAGAUUUCCUAAUGCGAAGCUCCAAAGACUUAGCCAAACACAUCAAGGUGGUGAGCCGUGAGAUCGGGUUUUCAACAAUUGUACGAUUGGCAAGGAGAGGAGUUGGCUGGCCAUGGAGCCCGCUGACAGGAGACUGUAACUUUAUGACCAAACAUCACCUCAUUAAUGUCUCAUCAACAGCAAUGUACUGUGCGGGUACAGUGCCAUGGGGAAAUCCAGGCGAGCAUCAUGAUUUUGAGCCGCAGCGUCAUGAUGAUGGUUGCAUCGAGGUGAUUGGCUUCACCAUGGCAUCGUUGGCUGCCCUGCAAGUUGGUGGACAUGGGGAACGGCUCAACCAGUGCCGUGAAGUGAUACUAACGACGUACAAGUCAAUCCCGAUGCAGGUGGAUGGGGAGCCAUGCAAGCUCGCGCCCUCGGUCAUUCGCAUUUCGCUGCGGAAUCAGGCCAAUAUGGUCCAGAAAACCAAGAGGAGGACGUCCAUUCCACUACUCAACGAUCAGCAGACAGUACCUGAGCGUCUGAAGAUACGAGUGAAUCGGAUCAGCAUGCAUGACUACGAAGCCUUGCACUACGACAAGGAGAAACUAAAAGAAGCCUCGGUGCCCCUUGGUAUCAUCAUUAUCCCUGGCGACAGUGACCUGGAGAUCUGCCGCACCCAUAUUGAGAGGCUUCAGGAGGAUUUACCCCUGGCUCAUCCCUCCCUCCAGCGUUUGGUGCUGCAGGAGGACGAUGGCACUAAGUCGAGAACCUUGUCUUCACAGAAGUUAUCACCAAAAUGGUGUUUUUUGGACUCCACUACCGCUGACCGAUUUUACAGAAUAGAUCGAGCACAGGAACACUUACAUUAUGUGACUGACAUUUCCCAAGAUGAGCUCUUCAUCCUGGACCCAGAGCUUGUAAUCACCAAGGCAGUGAGCACCUCCCCAGGAAUGCCUGAUUUAGUUGGCUCACCUUGCUCCUUCACCUUCCCAUCAUGCUCUUCCUCACCACCAUUAUCACCUGUUCCAAGCCCUACGAGCCCUCAUUCUGACAGCGAAGCCCUUACCAGACGUCACAAGAAGUCUCUCUUCUCCUCACACUCUGGUUUCCCCUUUCCUGUGAAGAAGAGAAUUUUGGAUUUGCAGAAAACAUCCCAGAGGAAGCGUAUUUCUAGCGACAGUUCGGUUGCUGAGGCACUUGCCCACAGUGAGUCGCUCAGAGUGUCAAAGCCUUUGCUCAGCAGGACAGGUGCCAAGAUAGCCAGUGUGCAUCGAUCGAACACAACAGCAGCAGACUUUAAACCAACAUCUGUACCAGCGUUGACACAGGGACUAUUGUCAAGCCAGGAAGCAGCACGGUAUGGACUUCAGUGUGGCACUCCCUGAGAAAAUUUGACAUUUCCCUUUUGACCGAUUUUAAUAUCAGAGUGUGCACUUUCUUUCCCUGCCCUGUGUUUUGCGAUGCUAAAGCGGCUGACCUAUGACAGCAUCGUUUCAGUUAUAAAUGGUAAACAGCUGGCAGCGUAAACCUGGGCUUGGAGAGUCACAAGUGAAUUUCUUUUCCUUUCGGUAAUUGUUUGGAAGAUUAUCAUGCACGUUUUCUGCUAGCUCUUCCGAUCAGCAUUUGUCUAACACUGCAUUAUUGUGCCCACUAUUAUGUGCCAGGCAUUCCAGCUCUCACGGAGACAGCUUCAUUUAUGUAGUCUGGGUGAUCUGCUACUGAGAACUCACCACAGGACUGAUUGGAAAUUGGCUUGUAAUAAAUUUAAAGCCUGCUGAUAAAAAAUGAA
Molecule: messenger RNA, 2975 nt
Organism: Rhincodon typus (whale shark)
Lineage: Eukaryota; Metazoa; Chordata; Chondrichthyes; Orectolobiformes; Rhincodontidae
Gene: dgkza
Product: diacylglycerol kinase, zeta a
Exons: 28
Coding region: 1-2571 (856 amino acids)
Biological process (GO): intracellular signal transduction; regulation of synaptic transmission, glutamatergic; lipid phosphorylation
Cellular component (GO): nucleus
Molecular function (GO): ATP-dependent diacylglycerol kinase activity
Source: RefSeq, a predicted model, not a curated record